UUGAGUCUGGCGAUGACGACGGGGCUCGGCGGAGGGACGAACUGAAGACCGCAAAUGGAUACGAGGCGCGAUUUGGCUAUUUUUUCGUCGUUUGUUUUAUUUCGCGGGGCUCGGAAGAAAGUACUGACCAGUUCUGCUUCGGAGGUUCCCCAAAGAUCUCAAUGCCAUAAUUCUGACUGAGACGAUCAACACAGACGGGUCUAGCAACAGCAUCAGUUUUGUUAAGACCCAGCCACAGACCAAAUUGGGGGGAGUAAAAAAUUCCAGCUGAAAGCCGGCGGCAGUGACCCACACUCCUUCGCCGGGGCCAUGGAGGAGGAGGUGCAGCAGAGUCUGGAGUGUAUUCAGGCCAAUCAGAUCUUUCCGAGGAAGCCCCCUGUCCUGGAGGAGGAGGAUCUGCAGGUGCCCUACCCAGAGCUGGAUGGAGAGUUUACGAAGUAUGUGGGGAGGGGGGAGGAAGCCGUCAUCGCCAUGUCAAACUACCGUGUGCACAUCAAGUUCAAAGAGUCUGUGGUCAAUGUUCCUCUGCAGCUGAUAGAAAGUGUGGAAUGUCGGGACAUGUUCCAACUCCAUGUCACAUGCAAAGACUGCAAGGUUGUCAGGUGUCAGUUCUCCACGUUCGAGCAAUGUCAGGAGUGGCUGAAGAGGCUGUCUGUGGCAGCACGGCCACCCUCAAAGUUGGAGGAGCUCUUCUCCUUUCCCUUCCACGCCUGGUGCAUGGACUCAUACAGCAGCGAGAAGGAGCAGCAUGGCGAACUUUGCAGGCCAGGUGAACAUGUGAUCUCACGGUUCAGCAAUGAGGUGGAGAGGAUGGGCUUCGAUACUCAGAAUGCCUGGCGGAUAUCUGAGAUCAACAACAAAUACAAGCUGUGUUCCAGCUAUCCGCAGCAGCUAGUGGUGCCAGCCUGGAUCACCGAUAAGGAACUGGAGAACGUGGCGGCCUUCCGCUCCUGGAAGAGAUUUCCAGCUGUGGUCUACAGACACCUGAGCACAGGGGCAGUGAUAGCUCGCUGCAGCCAACCGGAGGUGAGCUGGUGGGGCUGGAGGAACGCUGAUGAUGAGCACCUGGUGCAGUCCAUCGCCAGAGCUUGUGCCGUGGACAGUAACUCCCCUAAAACCCUCGCCAAUGGCUCCUUCUCCCGCGAGUACACCAAUGGGCCUGACCUUUCCGAUGUGGACUUCGAUUCAUCCAUGACCAACAGCUCGGAGGUUGAAUCUAUGGCCAUCCAGCCUCACAAGCUUCUGAUCUUGGAUGCUAGGUCCUACGCUGCUGCGGUGGCAAACAGAGCCAAGGGAGGAGGCUGUGAGUGCCCAGAGUACUACCCUAACUGUGAAGUGGUAUUCAUGGGCAUGGCUAACAUCCAUUCCAUCCGCAAGAGUUUCCAGUCUCUGCGGUUCCUCUGUACUCAGAUGCCUGACCCUGCCAACUGGUUGUCUGCUUUGGAGAGCACCAAGUGGCUGCAGCAUUUGUCUCUGUUGCUGAAAGCCGCUCUGCUAGUGGUGAACGCAGUGGACCGAGACCAGAGACCCGUGCUAGUGCACUGCUCAGAUGGCUGGGACCGUACCCCUCAAAUAGUGGCCCUGUCUAAACUCCUACUGGACCCUUACUAUCGUACAAUUGAGGGUUUUCAAGUUCUAGUGGAAACAGAAUGGCUGGAUUUUGGCCAUAAGUUUGCUGACCGCUGUGGUCAUGGGGAGAACGCAGAGGAUCUGAACGAGCGCUGUCCGGUGUUUCUGCAGUGGUUGGACUGUGUGCACCAGCUCCAGAGACAGUUUCCCUGCUCCUUCGAAUUCAAUGAGGCUUUUCUGGUGAAACUGGUGCAGCACACAUACUCGUGUCUGUUUGGCACAUUCUUGUGUAACAGUGGGAAGGAGAGAGAGGACCAACACAUCCAGGAGAGAACCUGCUCUGUGUGGUCUCUGCUGCGCCCAGCAAAUCGCUCCUUCAAAAACAUGCUGUACUCUUCACACUCGGAGACUGUUUUGCACCCUGUGUGCCACGUGCGUAACCUGAUGCUUUGGACGGCAGUGUAUCUUCCCAGCUCUUCACCUACGACCCCCUCUGAUGACUCCUGUGCCCCUUACCCUGCGUCCGGUGCCAACCCUGAAGACCAGCCUCUGGGCAGGCGUCCCAAGACACGAUCCUUUGAUAAUUUGCCUAGUGCUUGUGAAGUUGGAAACUCCCUGCCCACAAACAGACGAUCCAGUGACCCUAGCCUGAAUGAGAAGUGGCAGGACCAUCGCAGGUCACUGGAACUCAAUAUCGGAGCGGCACCUGAUGGUACUGUGCCACAGGACCCAGAAGGGAGGGCCAGUGGCCAACUGGGGGCUGAACUUAACGGAGCCUCACUCGAUGGGGAAACUGAGGAAGGGGAGGGUUUUCGGGAUAUAAAUUAUGUGAGGUUGCCAAUGGGGGAGGGAGUGGAAGCAGAGCUCUCGGUGGGUGUGGCAGUGGGUCAGAUGGAGAACAUUCUUCAGGAGGCUGCAGCAGACAGCCUCAGAGACGUUAAAGCAGACAGUGCUAUCAACACUGCUGCUCUCAGUGGUGCUGAAAAUCAGAACAGUGCUGAUGCUAAUCCAGUCGAAACUGAUAGAAAUUGUGUAAUCAGUGGGUUUGAGAUACAGCUAGAAAGUAAUGCUAAUGGUGGCAGUGCAGAAAGUACAAAAGAAACAAAGCUGAAUGGACUCCAUUCAGAGGCUGUGAAUGAGAAGCCAUGUCAGUCAGAGGCUCAGCUACCUCAUGGCCUGGGCGAUCGGAAUGCCCUGGAGAGCCAGGAAUCAGAUGAGCCGGUGGAGGAGGUUUCGAAAUGCACCACAGAGGAGGCUCUAAACCUUCCUUGCACUCUCAAUCCCACUCACUUCCCCUCCACUGCCCUCAGGACUAUGACUAAUGGCUAUGGGGAGAAGGGUAACGCGCCUGGCCCUGGUCUAGAGACUAUUAGGCCUAUUUCAGAGACUCUGGAGCAGGCUGCAGAGAAACGUCUCUCUCUUCUGGAAAGCUCCACAGAAACCCUCACUGAGGACCUGGGUGUCCGGUCAGAGACUCUUGGUCCAGCCCCUGUACCCUACAACCUGCACCCAAUCGAAUCCACGUGCCUCAAACACCACGGCCCUGAGGUGGAGGCCGACUCCCAAGGUGCUCCCAGAACUCUGAACGGCACCUCCAAGCGCCCGUCCCUCAGUGCCUUUCCUUCCUCCUCCGCCUCGGCCGAACCUCUCCACCCAGUGUGUAACGGGGACUCCUCCGAGCCCGAGGCCUCCACUCCUCAGUGGGCCAGAGCCAACGGGGACCGUGCCCCCUUGAGCCGGCAGGUUUCCCUGGCCAGUUGUGGCUCGCUCACAGGGCAGCUCCACGCACGGGGCAGCUGCUCGCACCACCGCUGCCUGCACUCGGCGCUGCUGGUACGGCCGCCCACCAGCCCCCCACAGGAACCGCCCUCAGCCCGUAACCACCUGGAUGAAGACGGCCUUACACUCCACACGGACGCUGUGCAGCAGCGGCUGCGGCAGAUCGAGGUCGGCCACCAGCUGGAGGUGGACUCCCUGAAAAGGCAGGUGCAGGAGCUGUGGAGCCGACUGGAGAGUCAGCAGGCUGUGGGGAUGCUGCGCCUCAAUGGAGAGUUGGGAGAUGAAGUGACCUCAAUCGCAGAUUCGGACUUUAAUCUUGAUCCAAACUGUCUGUCGCGCUGCAGCACGGAGCUCUUCUCUGAGGCCAGCUGGGAGCAAGUGGACAAGCAGGACACAGAGGUGACCCGAUGGUACCCUGAUCAUCUAGCUGCCCAGUGUUACAGCUGUGAGAGAGGAUUUUGGCUGGCCACAAGAAAGCACCAUUGCAGGAACUGUGGGAACGUGUUCUGCGCCAGUUGUUGUGAUCAGAAGAUCCCUGUGCCAAGCCAGCAGCUGUUUGAGCCCAGCCGGGUGUGCAAGACAUGUUACAGCAGCCUGCAGGCCCCUGCUCCUCCCCUGGAGCUGGAGCUGGAGCUGGACAAACCUAUCACCACUAGCUCCAACUAGCCCUGCCACAGGACUUCUCUGCUCCCCAACACACGGCCUGAACAUGCAGAACUGCUGAGGAACUGAGGGACGACCAGUAGAAGGUUCCAGAGACUUAUCCUUGGUCACAGCAGAUAGAAGCUCCAGUUGUUAUUAAUAUUUGUAUUUUCUUCCCCACCUGAAAGGGAUUUGUGUGUGUAUAUAUAGAGUGGGAUGUGCCCGGUGGAUGUGGCUGCAAAGAUUCUAAGCACUUUGGGUGUCACGUUUGUACAAGUGACGGCUGGCUUUGGUAGUUAUGAAACGCACAGAUAUUUAGUGAACUGCUGAAGGUAUUGGUGAAGGCGAGGUUGGAGUAUGAUUGUGCUGAAAGCUUGGUUUCUUUCUCUUUUUUUUCUCCCCUGAAAUUGAAAGCAAAGCUUGCCUGGCUGACUGCUGCAGAGGAGAAAAGGGGCCAUUUCUGAGUGGCUGUCGACCGUGAAUCUGAUUGGAAGAUGUUCUCUUUCUGUAGGCUUUUCUGUCAUCAUCUCAUUAAGAUGUGAUUUUUCACUGCUGGACUUUGGACUGAUGGUUUCUGGUGCUUCAUGAGGGAGAUGACAAGGCUUCGGUUCUACUCCUAGCUUUGCUUUGAGUGUUGAUUAUAGUGCUGCUCUCUAUAGACAAAGCUUUUUUCUCAAAGCACUACCAGAGACUGACUGGUACUCCAUAGAUGCUUCACUUUUUA
Molecule: messenger RNA, 4714 nt
Organism: Colossoma macropomum (tambaqui)
Lineage: Eukaryota; Metazoa; Chordata; Actinopteri; Characiformes; Serrasalmidae
Gene: mtmr3
Product: myotubularin related protein 3
Biological process (GO): regulation of autophagy; dephosphorylation
Molecular function (GO): metal ion binding; phosphatidylinositol-3,5-bisphosphate 3-phosphatase activity; protein phosphatase binding
Source: RefSeq, a predicted model, not a curated record